CCAAGGGAGUCAGCACCAGGCAGCAGCCUCUAGCCAAGCCCCCCCCCACCAGCAUGGCCAGUGAGUUCAAGAAGAAGAUCUUCUGGAGGGCGGUGGUGGCCGAAUUCCUGGCCAUGACCCUCUUUGUCUUCAUCAGCAUCGGUUCCGCCUUGGGCUUCAAUUAUCAGGUGUCAAGCAAUCAGACAGUGGCCCCGACCCAGGACAUCGUGAAGGUGUCACUGGCCUUCGGGCUGAGCAUCGCCACAUUGGCCCAGAGCGUGGGCCACAUCAGUGGUGCUCACCUCAACCCGGCCGUCACACUGGGCUUGCUGCUUAGCUGCCAGAUCAGCAUCCUCCGGGCCAUCAUGUACAUCAUCGCUCAGUGCAUUGGGGCCAUCGUUGCCACUGCCAUCCUCUCAGGCAUCACCUCCUCUUUGACCAGCAACUCUCUCGGCCGCAAUGGGCUGACGGCUGGUGUGAACGCAGGCCAGGGACUAGGCAUCGAGAUUAUCGGCACCCUGCAGCUGGUGCUGUGCGUCCUGGCCACCACUGACCGUAGACGUCGUGACCUUGGAGGCUCAGCUCCCCUGGCCAUUGGCCUGUCUGUGGCACUGGGACAUCUGCUGGCGAUCGACUACACUGGCUGUGGCAUUAACCCUGCUCGGUCCUUCGGAUCCGCAGUGAUCACCAACAACUUCACCGAUCACUGGAUUUUCUGGGUGGGGCCAUUCAUCGGAGGAGCACUGGCUGUGCUGAUCUACGACUUCAUCCUGGCCCCACGCAGCAGUGACCUCACAGACCGCAUGAAGGUGUGGACCAGCGGCCAGGUGGAAGAGUACAACCUGGAUGCGGAUGACAUCAACUCCAGGGUGGAGAUGAAGCCCAAAUAG
Orycteropus afer afer is the source of this 869-nucleotide messenger RNA. RefSeq names its product aquaporin 1 (Colton blood group) (gene AQP1). Gene Ontology annotation, cellular component: membrane. The record is from RefSeq and is a predicted model, not a curated record. Gene Ontology annotation, biological process: carbon dioxide transmembrane transport; hyperosmotic response; renal water transport. Gene Ontology annotation, molecular function: ammonium channel activity; glycerol transmembrane transporter activity; water channel activity. NCBI's taxonomy places the organism in Eukaryota, Metazoa, Chordata, Mammalia, Tubulidentata, Orycteropodidae.